Molecule: messenger RNA, 696 nt
Organism: Penicillium cataractarum
Lineage: Eukaryota; Fungi; Ascomycota; Eurotiomycetes; Eurotiales; Aspergillaceae
Product: H(+)-transporting V1 sector ATPase subunit E
Exons: 3
Coding region: 1-696 (231 amino acids)
Biological process (GO): proton transmembrane transport
Cellular component (GO): proton-transporting two-sector ATPase complex, catalytic domain
Molecular function (GO): proton-transporting ATPase activity, rotational mechanism
Source: RefSeq, a predicted model, not a curated record
AUGUCGCAAAGUCAUGCCCUCUCCGAUGAUCAGGUCGCGGGCGAGCUCCGCAAGAUGACCGCGUUCAUCCGGCAGGAGGCCCUCGAGAAAGCCCGUGAGAUCCAGCUCAAGGCCGACGAGGAGUUCGCGAUCGAGAAGUCCAAGCUUGUCCGCCAAGAGACUGCCGCCAUCGACACCCUCUACGAGAAGAAGUUCAAGCAGGCCGCCAUGUCCCAGCAGAUCACCCGCUCGACUCUCGCCAACCGGACUCGUCUCCGUGUGCUCGGCGGUCGUCAAGAGCUCUUGGAUGAGCUCUUCGAGAAAGCUCGGAAGAAGGUCUCGACCGUGGCUGCGGAUGAUAAUAAGAAGUAUCAGACCAUGUUGGAGGGUCUGAUCCUCGAGGGCUUUUACUACCUGAACGAGGAGAAGGUUGAGAUUCGUGCGCGGAAGAAGGAUGUCGAUGCCGCGAAGAAGGCUAUUGAGGAGGCCGCGAAGGAGUUCAAGAAGAACGUCGGCAAGGAGGUGACCGCGACUGUGGACGAGUCCGAGCCGCUGCCCGAGGGAUCUGCCGGUGGUGUGGUCAUUGUUGGCGGCAAGGGCAAGAUCGAGAUCAACAACACCUUCGAGGAGCGUCUACGCCUCCUGGAGAUUGACGCUCUCCCCGCCGUGCGAGAGACGUUGUUCGGCAAGAACGUCAACCGGCGCUUCUAUGACUAG